AAUCAUUUCAUCAUUGUCGAUCUUCUUGAUUUUAUCCAUCUCUUCUCCAUUCAUAUAGAGCUACCUACGCGAUCUCCUUCAUAUCAGAAGAAUCACAACUAGUCCACCCACUCAGCCAACAUGCUUCCACCAGCAUUAAACAUCCCCAAAUGGCUCGAAUCGCACUCCCACCUCCUCCAACCCCCCGUAAACAACCACUGCAUCUACCACCCGUCCUCCCCAAGCACCCCCGGCUACACAGUAAUGAUAGUCGGCGGCCCGAACGCCCGCACCGACUUCCACAUCAACCCGACCCCCGAAUUCUUCUAUCAAUACCGGGGAUCCAUGCUUCUCAAAACCGUCGACACCAGCACCACCCCGCCGGUCUUCCAGGACGUGCCUAUCCACGAGGGCUCGCUGUUCCUGCUGCCGGCGAACACGCCGCACUGUCCGGUGCGGUUUAAGGACUCCGUCGGGGUGGUUGUUGAGAUGCCGAGGGGGGGCGAGGGGGUGAUGGAUGCUAUGAGGUGGUAUUGUGCGGGGGAGGAGGGGUGUGGUGAGGUUGUGUGGGAGAAGAGGUUUGUGUGUACGGAUUUGGGGACGCAGGUUAAGGAGGUUGUGGAGGAGUUUGGCGCGGAUGAGGGGAAGAGGACGUGUGGGGGGUGUGGGAGGGUGGCGAGGACGAGGUUUGAGGAGGGGGAGGUCGUGCAGCCGCCACGGUCUCCGGAGUAGUAUGUAGGAGUGGCCUGUGCUGUUUGUUGUGUUGUAUUCAUAUCCCUUAUCUUACAGAGAUAGUGAGAAGCUUGUUUUGGAUAAAGAAUGACUCUGUAUCCUUGUCAAUUGUAUUAGGUGCACGUGGCCUAUAUAUAGUGAUUAAAUGCAUCAGGUCC
Messenger RNA from Aspergillus campestris IBT 28561, 869 nucleotides. RefSeq names its product 3-hydroxyanthranilate 3,4-dioxygenase. Gene Ontology annotation, cellular component: cytoplasm. The transcript has 2 exons. Gene Ontology annotation, molecular function: iron ion binding; 3-hydroxyanthranilate 3,4-dioxygenase activity. The coding region runs from base 121 to 711 and encodes 196 amino acids. NCBI's taxonomy places the organism in Eukaryota, Fungi, Ascomycota, Eurotiomycetes, Eurotiales, Aspergillaceae. The record is from RefSeq and is a predicted model, not a curated record. Gene Ontology annotation, biological process: 'de novo' NAD+ biosynthetic process from L-tryptophan; quinolinate metabolic process.